This is a messenger RNA of Chelonoidis abingdonii (Abingdon island giant tortoise), 1941 nucleotides long. It is a transcript of the gene RELT, whose product is annotated as RELT TNF receptor. The record is from RefSeq and is a predicted model, not a curated record. Gene Ontology annotation, biological process: apoptotic process. Lineage: Eukaryota; Metazoa; Chordata; Testudines; Testudinidae.
AUACAAACCUGCCGCCUAUGGGCGAGGGGCAGAAAUCCGACUUUCACCCUCCGGACUCGCUUGCUCUCGAAUACCCCGUCCCGCCCCACGUCCGCCAGAAGGCGUCGCUGCGGAGGAAGCAGCUUUCUGCCCGGGCGAGACUUGGAACGGUCAGACACUGGAGUCGGGGGUGUGGCGCGUUCGGUUGUGACGCAAUAAGGAGGGGCGGGGCUUCCCGGCAGAAUUGCUACUUUCCAGCUGGCCGGCGCCUUUCAUUCACAACAGAGCCCAGCGGGGCCGGGUUAGGCUCACUUUCCUGCUUUUUUGGACGUGUCUCUAGGGUAUUGCAAGGGCGGGUCCACUGCGGGCUACACCUGGGAAGACGCUUCAGCAGGUUCGUUCUGUGGCUUGUUGCAGUCAUCUGCCCUCAGGAUGAAGAGGAACCUGGUCUGCUGGUCGCUCGUCGUCUUCCUCGUACUGUUGAGCCAGCACCAGGCAUGGGCGCUGGCGUGUGGGGAGCAGGAAUACUGGACUGUGGAGGGGGACUGUGCCCCCUGUGUGGAGUGUCCCCCCGGAGAGGAGCCCGACAGGAAGUGCGGCUCUGGGCAAGGCCUAGGCGUGACCUGUCGAGCCUGCUCUCCGGGCACCUUCUCGACCAGCCAUGGCACGAUGCCCUGCUUGCCUCAGACCACCUGUGAGACCAGGAAGAGGGUCCACGCCAGCCCUGGGACAGCUGUAGCAGACAGCCGGUGUGGAGGCUGCAUGCCAGGCUUUUACAUCCCUGAAGGAGAGAUGGACCCAACAGCCGAAUGCCUGCCAUGCUCCUCUGCUCCCAAAGGCAUGCUGGGCUGCACAGGUGUGACGCCAUGGCUGACCCGGCUGGCGAGGAACGUUGAGGCCCUGCACAGACGGGACGAGAGGGCGGCGUCCAAUGGCACGCGGGACGGGAAGCGGGAGGAACACGCCACGCAGUACGCUGUGCUGGCCAUCGUACCAGUCUUCUGCGUCAUGGGGCUGCUGGGCAUCCUCUUCUGCAACCUCCUUAAGAAGAAGGGCUACCACUGCACAGCUCACAAGGAGAGCGACGAGGAGGUGGCGAAGGCGGAAAGAGCCGGUAAUAACUCAGCCUACAGAAUAGAAGAUCCCAACCAAGAUACCAUCGGGGUCCUUGUGCAGCUGAUCACGGAGAAGAAAGAGAACGCUGCUGCCCUGGAGGAGCUGCUGAAGGAGUACCAGAGCAAACAGGUGGUGCAGACCAGCCACAAGCCUGCCACCAGCAGGCUGCAUUUUCUACCGCACAUCCCCCACAUCUGCCGGCACCAGCACCACCUGCACACAGUGCAAGGCCUGGCCACUUGCUCAGGCCCCAGCUGCACCCGCUGCUGCCAGAAGAAGUGGCCGGAAGUGCUGCUCUCUCCGGAAGCUGCCGCCACUGCCGCAGCCACCAGUAUCCCGAGUCCCGCCAGCAACAUCCCCAAGCCGGCAAAGCCAGGCGGCAAGGCCAGCCGGCCGGGGGAGAUCACCAUCCUCUCUGUGGGCAGGUUCCGAGUGGCUUGCAUCCCCGAGCAGAAGCCCAGCCCUCCAGAAGUGAAAACCAUCUUGGAGUGUAGUGGGGCUGAGCCGGCCGACUCCCCCCGCAGCGGCCUCCCUGCUGAGCAGAAAUCGCUGGUGGGCAACGGAGCCAGGUCGAAAUGGCUGAAAACGGCUGAUAGCCAACAAGAGGUGAUCAUCUGACUCCCUUGUGCACCAGGAGACCUGAGAAGCGGCUCAUUUGGAGGCUUCUGGUUGAAUAGUCCACCCAAGAAAUGCACACCCUGGGCGAUGCUGAAGGCGAAGAGCAACACUCAUUUUCCCCUCGGGAGAGCUCCACCACCCCGGAGAACCUCAAGGCACAGGCCCGGGCUGGCAGGGAGGAGCUGAAGGACACGCCCAGCAUCUCAACACAUUUUUCUUUUAGGGAAG